AUGAAGGAGUCAGAAGUGAAACUAAAAGAUGGAAGUGAUUUAUCCUCCCAUGAAGACGAAGAUGAACCAAAAGCAAAAAGGAUCAAAAUCCACCAAGAAGAUCAUGCACAGAAUGAAGAAAUUCAAAAUGGCCACCAUGUUAAACCAUCUGCGUCUGCUUUGAUGUCUUCAUCUCCAAACAGUAUGAUGGAAGGUUUACUAAGUCAUUUACAGUUACCUAGUGACGUUUUACAUUUAAAACGUAUUGAAGUUAAUGUUGAUAAUAAUUUAACAUAUGGAUGGGUAGUGUGUAGUGGAAUUCCUCUACCUAAAGGAAGUAGUCUAGGACCGUUUCAAGGAGAGAUAAUCUCAACUGAUGUUAAAGUUAAAAUGGGAGAUCUGAUUUUACAGUUUAAUAGUAUUGGAGGAAAACAAGCAUAUGUUAAUGUUUCUAAUCAGUCUGGUGCCUGGUUAACAUUACUACGUCAAUCAACCGAUUCAUCAUGUUGUAAUACACAAGUACAUCUAGAUGGUGGUAGAAUAUGGUGUCAAGUUGAAUCUGAUUUAGAUAUUGGAUCUGAAUUAAUAGCCUCAUUUACAUUUCACGUAGAAGGUGAAGAAGAGCUGCGAAACAAAUCACCAGAAUCUUCAGUUGAAGAAGAAGCAACUACUGCAGCUUCACCGAAAGUAACCCAACCUGUUAUAACUCAAUCAUCAACUAAACCAACUUCAGCAUCUGGCCAUGCUGCUUUGAUUUAUGGUUGUCCAUUUUGUGGUGUAAGAUUUAGUAGUCCCAGGACGCUACAAGGUCAUAUCUCAUUUUAUUGUUCACGGAAACCAUCAGCUUCAGCUGACCAACAAGACCAAGAAUCUCAAUCAGAAGAUGGACACCAAUCAGUCAAAGAUGAACCUAUAACAGAUGAUGAAGGUGAAAGAGAAACAGUUAAGAGACCAAUAGAUGAUGAUUCUAAUUCCUCAUUAGAAAGUCCUGAAGGCAAAUUUUCUCGACCAGAACAACUGUCCUACCAAUGUACCUCUUGUUCCUAUACAACUGACAAAAUCUCCAGUCUCAACCGUCAUCGUAGAAUCCACAACCGACCUGCCCAUAGAACUCCAUCUCCUAAACCAAUACCAGUAGCUACUUCCUCUGCUGAAACUUAUUGUAAAGAAUGUAAUAUACAGUUCAGCUCCAUGAACACUUUUAAAGCUCAUAAAGAGUUUUAUUGUUCCCAGAGAUGUUCUCGAGUGAAAAAUCUGGAAGUAAGAACUGAAAGACUUUCAGGUGAUUCCUCUCCCGCUUCAGUUUCUCCAAAACUGUUGUCACCAAACAGAAUGAGGAAUCUUUCUCCAAGAAAUCAUCAUCUAAUAUCUCCACAGAGCUAUAAAAGUAAUGGUUCUCUCCAUGGUGAAUCAAUCAUGUAUACACCAGUGGUUGAUGCUGAUGGUAAGCCUAGCAUGGUACCAACAGUUCUUCUUCAACCACUUUUAAAAAUUCCUCCUCAACCAGAAGUUCUAUCUCCAAAAGUCAAGCCAGCACAUCAGCAAGAGACAAAAAGGUCUGAUUCUCCAAAAUGUCAUCCAGAAGAAGAUCAACCAUUAGAUCUAUCCACUUCCAAACCACCAUCAUCCAGCAGCCUUCCAGAACAAAGUCCAGAACCCAAGAGAAUAAAGUCAGAGAGAUCCUCACCUUGCAGUAGUUCAAAAUCAAGUUCUUCACCAAAAACACCUAACCAUCUUUUGCCUGGUUUAGCUGCAAAUCCAUUCUUAGCACAAAUGAUGCCAAACUUCUUUCCCUUUGCUUUGAAUGCUGCUGGAAUAGGUGGCUCAGCUCUCUCUGUACCUGGUGUUAGUAGAUGUGUGGAAUGUAACAUUGUUUUUUACAAACAUGAAAACUUUCUAAUCCACAAACAGCAUUAUUGUUCUGGCAAGAAAGUCUCACAAACUUCUCCAGUUCUUCCAGAGGCUAAACCUGAUUCAAAAUCACCUGAACAAGUAGAGUCUAAACCAUCCACGAGUUCCGACUCAGAAAAAAGAAACAAUCCCAUCAGUGAAAUUGCUUACAGAUUUUUCUGUAUACCUUGUAAGAUCAAAUUCAGUUCUGCCAGUACACUGAAAGCGCAUAAGGAAUUUUAUUGUCCUCAUGGCAAAGAUUGUGAUCUAGUGCCAGAGAUCCAAUCUCCACCAGCUGACAUAAUUAUAAAACCAGAGAUGGAUUCUGGAGCUGAAGAUGAGGAAGUUGAUUUGAGGUGUUCACAAUGUGAGAACAAAUUUCGAUCAUUGCGACUCUUAAAACUUCACAUUUGCUCCUCAGAUAAACACAAAGUGGCAUUCUUGCGAUGUGCUCAUUGUGAUUAUGUAACACAAACUGAAUCCAGAAUGGCAGAUCACAUGAAAGUUCAUGUUCCAACUCGGUCCUUCAGGUGCACAAUUUGUGGGUAUCGUGGAAACACCAUUCGUGGAAUGAGGAUGCAUGGCAAAACCCAUAUAGACAAUGGUGAGGAAUUCACAGAUGAUAAUAUGGUGGAAUACAGGGAACCUCCUUUGGUGCCAAUAGAAUCAAAUGGACAUGGUAUUCCAUCACCUUUGGAUAUGGAAACUGAACUGUUGCGAAUAAAAAAUGAGCCGUAUAAACGAAGACGUUCAAGAAAAUCAUUUGAAAAAAGUGAAAAUAUGGGAUUACAAGUCCAACAGUGUUCUAUUUGUGGUGAUACCUUCGCUAACUCAAACUAUUUAAGUAUUCACAUGAAAUCACAUAGUGCUAUGACUUCUUCAAGAACAAAACUUCAAUGUGAUCAAUGUGAUUUUAUUGGAAAAAGUGUCAAAGACUUGGUGUGUCAUCAGAGUGUCCAUGAUGUCACAAAUGACAGUGGCCAAGAAAAUACUGACCCAAAUUCUAGCCCUUCCCCAAUCUCAUCACCAAAGCAAAUAAUUAUUAAGGAAGAAAAACUGGAUAGAGAUUAUGAUGUGGCUGAAAAGCGACCCCCUUCAGUAGACAUCAAACCAAUCAUUGGACAAAAUCAUCCAAAUAGUAGACCUGCUUCAGAAUCUCCCAAAAGUAGAUCUUUAGUGAAAUCUCCACAUGAAGCUGGAGUUCAGAUUAGAAAUUCAGUGAAUGGACUACCUUAUCUUGUCAUUCCAAAUCCUAAUUCCCUGUCUCCUAAUUUAAUACCAACUCCACCAAUACCCUUACCCCCAUCAUCAGAUAAAUAUUGUCAUAGCUGUGAUAUCAGUUUUACCUAUCAGGCAUCUUUUAUAGCUCAUAAAAAAUAUUAUUGUACUGCCAAACCAGUGGAAACUCACAGUUCAACAGCUACUGCUUGA
Lottia gigantea (owl limpet) is the source of this 3300-nucleotide messenger RNA. RefSeq lists its product as hypothetical. Gene Ontology annotation, molecular function: RNA polymerase II-specific DNA-binding transcription factor binding. The record is from RefSeq and is a predicted model, not a curated record. Lineage: Eukaryota; Metazoa; Mollusca; Gastropoda; Lottiidae. The coding region runs from base 1 to 3300 and encodes 1099 amino acids. The transcript is spliced from 5 exons. Gene Ontology annotation, biological process: cell differentiation; positive regulation of transcription by RNA polymerase II; negative regulation of transcription by RNA polymerase II. Gene Ontology annotation, cellular component: nucleus.